Symbiodinium necroappetens is the source of this 507-nucleotide messenger RNA. NCBI's taxonomy places the organism in Eukaryota, Dinophyceae, Suessiales, Symbiodiniaceae. The record is from the annotation of a GenBank genome assembly.
GUCAAGGCGGCGAGCAUUUCUCGGAGAAGCCCCUCUUUGCAGAAAAGCUUGUUCCAGCACGCGAACAGGUUGGUCUGCAGAGGCUUUGGUCAGGCUCUUGCAAAACAUGGCGCUGCACAGCUCGUCGUCGAGGCCAUGCGGCUCUCGCCCCUUGAUGCCGGUCUCCAGCGAGUUUCCUGUGAGGUGCUGGCUGCACUGGCACGGUGCGACCUGGAUGGCAUAAUCCGUGCCGGAGGACUCGAUGCCACCGUUCAUGCACUACGACGCCACCAACCCUACGCAUGGGUUUGCACGGCUGCUUUGCAGACGCUGCUGGUUCUGUGUGUGCAGAAGAAGCAGGAGAUCUCAAACUUGACGGAUUUGUGGAAUCUGACAAUGGGAACCUUGCGUCAGCAUCCCAAAAGCCAGAACAUCGUCAAAACGGCGAACGAAAUGCUAAUGUUCCUGUCCAAGUAUGAGGCAAAGCAGGUCGCAAGAGAGGUGGGUGGGAUUGCGGUCAUCACGUGA